UCCCGGCCGGGCUCCCCCCGCCCCCGAGGCCGCUGGUCCCCACCUCCGGUCCCCACCUCCGGUCCCAGCCCCGGUCCCUCCCCGCUCCGGUCCCUUUAAGAGGCGGCUCCGCCGCUCGCUCCCUGCUGCGAUGCCGCCGAUCGCCGAUCCCGAGUCCCUUCCGCUGCCUCCCGGCCACGACCGCGAUUGGGACCGGGACCGGGACCGGGACCGGAGCCGCCGCCGCCGCCUCUUCCCGGUUCUCGCCGCGCUCGGAGCCGCCGCUCUCGGAGCCGCCGCAGCGGCCGCUGCCCUCCUGGGGAUGCUCCAUUGGGGGAUGCUCCAGUGGGGGACCCCGCCGCAGGCUGCCACAGCUGCCCACAUGCUGCUGAGUGCUGGCUCCCUAUCGCCGCCAUCCUCCCCUCUCUGGCGCUACGAGCACGGCAUCAGCGGCGUCUUCCUCAGCGGCGACGUUCAAGCCACGGCCGGGGUGCUGCGGGUGACCACGGCCGGGCUCUACCUGCUCUAUGGGCAGCUCGCCCUCACCUGCACCGCCCCAGCCUGUCCCCCGGGCACCGUCACCCUCCAGCUCCUCCGCUCCGGGGCCCCGCGCCCGCUGCUCGCCGUGCCCGUGGCGCUGCGCGAUGGCCCCGGCCCCGUGCGCUCGGCUCUGGUCCAGGCCGUGCGGAGGCUCCGAGCCGGGGAACGGCUGAGCCUGGCGCUGGUCGGGGCCCCGGGGGGGGACGGGGCCGGGGCUGGGUGGCAGCUGGCACAGGAUGAGCGAGAGGGGAACUUUGUGGGGCUGCUGCGCAUCGCGGGGGACGGCGGUGCGGGCAGGGGGGCGUUGGAGGGGGCCAUGGGUUGA
Molecule: messenger RNA, 844 nt
Organism: Pezoporus flaviventris
Lineage: Eukaryota; Metazoa; Chordata; Aves; Psittaciformes; Psittacidae
Exons: 3
Coding region: 131-844 (237 amino acids)
Biological process (GO): immune response
Cellular component (GO): membrane
Molecular function (GO): tumor necrosis factor receptor binding
Source: RefSeq, a predicted model, not a curated record